AUGGAGAACCACACAGAGCUGAACGCUGAGAUUCUAGACACGCUGCUUGGCCAUAAGAACCAGGUCUCGACCAAACUCCAUACCAUCAUCAAGGUCCUCAAACCGGCCCUCAAUCAGGAACACAUCUACUUACCGGAGGACAAAUUGCUUAAAUAUAGUAUACGCAAGGAGACGAUGGAUCUAGAGCAAGGUGGGCGAUUUUUUAAGCCGAUGUCACAAUCGGUUUUUGAGAGUUUGCCUCGACUUGAAGAAUACUAUGAAGAGGAUGAAUGGGAUCCGUCGGACUCUGCUUAUGAUGAAAUACAUGAUGCAACCCAUAUUCAGCGUAAGCUGAAAGGCUUCAUAGGAGGGGAAAUCCCAAAUACUCCAACGGACAAGUGGGGAUGUCACCGGGUACUGGCUGACUAUGCGGAAUGGGAUUUUGCAUUCCUUGAACGCACACUCUAUGGCGGAAAUUGGGGCAGCACGGGACCGGGACACGAACCGACCGACUGGCGUUAUGAAGAAGCUUUCGAUAGACAUGUACGGGGUACUCAUCUCCAACCCCAUGUUAUAUCUCACUCACUCCAUGGUUUAUACCCUGAUGAAGAUGCAAACCUGAAGAUUACCCGUAGUGAAAUACUCCUUGCCGCCGACCUUAUGAGGGAAAGAUUGAAGUGCCCAUUGUAUGUUACCAAUGAUUUAUACCCGAUUCUGAUGGUUUCUUGCUUCAACCGACAAGUUCGUAUGAAUGAAGUAUACUUUGAAAACGGAACCCUUUGCUUCAACUGUACUCCGUUCGUUAACUUCGACACCUUUGAACGAUCCAAACUCGACUUACUUGCUCGUUGGGCUUUGAGCACGCCUAUAGGCGAAACUAGCAAAUACCCAAACAUCAAACCGAUUGCAAAACUCCUAAACCGUUUUUUGAAAGAGAGAAAUCGCAGAAAUAAAUACGUGCCCAAGCGUAUUAAGGAGCUUAGGAGGAGUUGA
This is a messenger RNA of Trichophyton rubrum CBS 118892, 972 nucleotides long. RefSeq lists its product as uncharacterized. The record is from RefSeq and is a predicted model, not a curated record. Lineage: Eukaryota; Fungi; Ascomycota; Eurotiomycetes; Onygenales; Arthrodermataceae. The transcript has 3 exons. The coding region runs from base 1 to 972 and encodes 323 amino acids.